Helianthus annuus (common sunflower) is the source of this 3521-nucleotide messenger RNA. Its product is annotated as disease resistance protein SUMM2-like. The record is from RefSeq and is a predicted model, not a curated record. The transcript is spliced from 5 exons. Gene Ontology annotation, molecular function: ADP binding. Lineage: Eukaryota; Viridiplantae; Streptophyta; Magnoliopsida; Asterales; Asteraceae. The coding region runs from base 316 to 3189 and encodes 957 amino acids.
AAAAAGUAUAAGCACUCCCAGAUGCAUUAUAGUACUUUCCGAGUUUAAGAGGGGUCAACGAUAGUCUGAGACUGGAUUUCGGAUCUGUUACUACUCUUCUCUAAUGGCGGAUGCAAAAUGAUUCUAAUCGAAGCUGUUUAUAACAAAGUAUAGAUAGAAGAAACGGCUGUACAGAAAGAAACUUGUUAAUCUGCCGGAUUUUUCCAAGAUAACAAACGAGAUUCAGCCAAAAUAUCAACUUUCCUCACCCCCUCUAAAGCUUCCACAUGGACCUUAUCCUCAUCCUCGCUGGAUAGGAAGGUUUGAAACGUCAAAAUGGCUGGCAACAUAGUUCAAGUAGUUGCUGCGGCAGUCCAAGCUGUUGCUAAUGUGGGUGAUGCUGGUGCAAGUUUGGGGAGCCUAGCAACCACGGCAGUUAAUGCUAAACCAGCAUUGAAAAACAGUCAUUCGCGUAUGGUAGCAAAGAUGAUUAACCUACAUAAAAUCAGACGUAGCGUAGAAGAUCAUUUCCGGAUAUAUUGGUUUCCACGGAAGCGCGUUGAUUUGUGGUUAAGUGAGGUGGAAAGAAUUGAACUUCAAGUAAUGGAGCUGAAAGACAAGUUUUCAGAAUUCGAUCAAACUUGGGGUAUUCAUCCAUACGCAGCUUUGACCGAGGAAAUUAAUGUAAUGUGCACAGAAAUAGACGAAGUUCUCAGAGAGGGAAAAAAAAUGGAGGACGACUUGGUAAAACCAGAAACAAGGCGUAUUGUUGAGUUGGCUACACCAAUCAGUAUUGCGAAUGUUUCACCACUCAAUGAGAAACUAGAGCAACUAUUAGAGUAUCUGAAAGAUCAAAGUUACGAUACAAUCAGAGUGCAUGGUGUCGCAGGAACAGGGAAAAGGGUACUAAUCCAGCAUGUGAACAAUCAUGAAGCAAUCGCUAAUAAAAUGUUUGACAUUGUUCUUUGGCUGCCAGCUUCGGAUUACGAAAAUCAUGACAAUGAUUAUAGCAGAGAGGUUCGUGUUCAACAUAUUAUUGCUAGAAGAUUAGGAUUGGAUCUUGGAGAUAUCACAGAUGUCAAUGUCUUAGCAUCCAAAAUACGCGGAGAGUUGGAUGGUGCAAAAUAUAUGUUGUUAUUGGAUGAUCUGAAGUCAAAUAUUGAACUUGAGACUAUAGGUAUACCAAGGAAUAAAAAUGGUAGCAAAGUAGUCUUCACAACAUACUUACGACAUGUGUUUCCAUUUGGUCCCUUGACUCGAUCAACUCAAUUCUUCAAUAUAGAAAUAAAAAAGUUAAGUGAGGCUGAUUCAUGGCAAAUGUUUGAAGAUAUUUUGAUUAACGAGAAUGAUACAAUACAACAACAUGAGAUUGGAACUAUUGCUCGCAAAGUAGUUAAAUGGUGUGAUGGUCUUUUCUCUCUCAUUUACAUAGUAGCACAAAACUUCAAAUCAAAAAGAUCCCCGCAAAAUUGGAGCGAUGGAUUGCAGAUGUUAAGAAGGCCAGCUAAAAUGGGAGACAUAUAUAAGAAAGCCUUGGAAAGUUUCUUGAACUUCAGCUAUGGUGGCCUAGAAGAAAACCAAAAGCUUUGCUUUCUCUUUACUGUUUUAUAUCCAGAAGGCAGCAAAAUUCCUAUAGAUUGCUUAUUUGAUUGUUGGACAACUCAUAAAUUUCUUGUACACGGAGCUCCCGAGAGUUCAAGUGUGACCGCCCAAGACAUAUUGGAGCAUCUUUUAGCAAUGGCUUUACUUGAUGAAGGUUCGAAUAAGCAAUAUGUUACCAUUGACAAAGUCUUUAGGACAGCAGCAAUGGAACUUUUGCAAGAACGUAAUCAAUACAAAUAUCUAGUAGCAGAAGAAGCACUUGAAAAGCUAAAAAAUGAUAAUUGCAAAGAUACACAUUGGAUCUCGUUAAGUGGUAGUGAAAUUGAUGAUUUACCUGAUGAGGUAGAUUGUCCAGAGCUUACAACACUUUUCCUACAAAAAAAUUCAAAGCCGGAAACCAUUUCGAGUUCAUUUUUUAAGAAAAUGAAGGAUUUGAUUAUUUUGGACCUGUACAAGACAGGAUCUGAAAUGAUGAUCCCUAUGAGCGACUUGCAAAAGCUUAAAGUGCUUUAUGUAAAUGGUUCUGCUAUGUUAAAAAAGCUCCCUUUCAAAAUCGAGGGUCUUGAUCAUAUGCUUGAAGUUCUUGAUAUACGUGAUUGUAUAAUGAACGAGCUACCACGAGAUAUCAAAAAGUUAAAGCAUUUGAGGCGAUUGAUGGUGUCUAUCAAUGGAGGUGGGACUCUUCAUCCUAUUAUAUGUGAACUCUCUUCGUUGAAGGAAUUGAUCUUAGAUGUGAAAUCAGAUGUCCACAUAAAUAAAGUGAUCGAAAAUAUCAUAGAGAGAAUUGACACUUUGAGGGAAUUAACUACACUUAAAUUUUGCUUACAAGAUGACAUUGUAGAUGUCAUUCAAGUUAGGGGUGAUACUUUAAAAAUCUUCGUUCCAAAACAAAGUAGCCUUCAACACAUUUUGAAGGAAAGAAACAUCCCCUACAGUGCACUGCAAGUUUAUAUUGGUGUCCAAAUGACUCCAGACCUUGAAAUUCCAAAGUCUUUCCACAAGUAUGACAACUUUGUACUAUCUUGUGAUAAGAUAGUCACUGAACCUGUAAUUGAAAAAGUGUUGUUGAAAGUUAAUGCUCUCAUCAUGAUGAAAGACAAUUCCGUGGAGCAUCUAGAUCCAAUCAUUGUGCCUCACCUUCACGGUUGUUUGGUUCAAAGAUGCAACAAAAUUGAAACUCUUAUUCAAACUAAUGGCUUCUCGAACCUUGAGACUUUGGUUCUAAGUAAAUGCUUUCAGUUAAAAGUCUUGUUCUCAAAUAAUGUGGUUCAACAGCUUAUAAGUCUCAAAUACCUCGAGAUAAGAGAUUGCUCAGCUAUUGAAGAGAUCAACAUGUUAUCAACUAAUGGUGGUGAUAUUUUACCAACACUAGCAACUCUCGUACUUCACGAUCUGCAGAUGUUGAAGAAAAUAUGCUCAGAUAUGAAGUGGCCCUCGUUGUGUACCUUGGAAAUACACAAGUGUCCAAACCUGACAGAACUACCUCUCAAUGAAAACAGUGCAAAGAACCUGCGUAACAUCAGAGUAGAGAGGACGUGGUGGAGGAACAUGGGAUUGGGUGUUGAGAUCAAACAGAAAUAUGAGCGAUGUUGUAAGUUCAGUGCCUGACAUGCCAGUUUGUCUGUCCGAGGUAGUUAGUUUGAAAGAUGCUACUCCAAGUAUUUUCCUUGUUGUCAAAGGAAAAUAUUUUGGUUGAUUCGAAGUUUCAUAUUUUCGCUUACUUUGGUUUUCAAAUCAGCUUUCAUAAUAGGUUGUAUUUGUGAUAUAAAUUUGUGUUGGUAUUAUCUGUUCAUGUUGGCAUGAUGCGUACUGAAAUAGUAUUUGUAUUUUCAAAUUUGUGGUCACAACCUUGUCAAAGUUGUAAGUUUAAGUGAAUUUUUAUAACUCAAAAGUUGUGAUUUUAGUAUUAUCUUUUCUUAUUUCAAUAUCUGCUUUAAUGA